AUGUGGGAUAUGGAGGUUCACCUUAAUAAAAUAAAGGCUUUUAGGAGGAUUUGGCUUAACUUAAAGGUUAAGGAGAAUAUGUUGAUUCAAAAGUCUAGGCUUAAGUGGUUAAAUGAUGGAGAUUCCAAUAGUAUAAUUUUUCAUCGAGUUAUGAAGGAAAGAAGGAGUAAGAACUAUAUUGGCUCUUUGAACACUUCGAUUGGUAUGGUGACCUCGGUUGGAGACGUGAAGGAAGCGGUUAGAGGGCAUUUUGAUCUUAAAUUUAAGGAGGAGUGCACCGAUAGACCUCUAGUGGAUGACGUUUUUGUGAAAUCAUUGAGUUUGGAAGAUAGUUUAUCUUUAGAGGUUCCUUUUACGAUGGAGGAGAUUAAAGAGGCGGUGUGGAGUUGUGACGGUUCUAAAAGUAUGGGCCCGGAUGGUAUUUCUCUUCUUUUUUUCAAGAAGUGUUGGUCUUUUGUUAAAGAAGACGUGGUUUCUUGUUUUAAUGCUUUUUAUUCCGAAACCGUCUUUUCUAAGGCUAUUAUCUCCUCUUUUCUAACGCUUGUCCCUAAAAAAGACAAUCCGUUAGACCUUGAUGAUUAUCGCCUGAUUUGUUUGGUGGGAAGCAUCUACAAGAUGCUUUCUAAACUUUUGGCUAGCCGUAUCAAGAGGGUUCUCUCUUCUAUCAUAUCUAAUUCUCAAAGUGCGUUUGUUCCGGGGAGACAAAUGCUAGAUGGGGUGAUUGUGGCUAACGAAAUUGUUGAUUUUGCUAGUAAGGAAGGAAAAAGUGUCUUCUUUUUAAGGUUGAUUUCGAAAAAGCUUAUGACAAAGUGUGUUGAGAUUUUCUUAGGUACAUGA
Messenger RNA from Vicia villosa (hairy vetch), 837 nucleotides. RefSeq lists its product as uncharacterized. Lineage: Eukaryota; Viridiplantae; Streptophyta; Magnoliopsida; Fabales; Fabaceae. The coding region runs from base 1 to 837 and encodes 278 amino acids. The transcript has a single exon. The record is from RefSeq and is a predicted model, not a curated record.